Staurois parvus is the source of this 356-nucleotide messenger RNA. The record is from the annotation of a GenBank genome assembly. Lineage: Eukaryota; Metazoa; Chordata; Amphibia; Anura; Ranidae.
UGUCACACUGACAGCUUGAGAGGAGAGGAGAGCAGGUACACAUAGACACUGACAGGUGGCACUGCUGGGGCUACACUGAUCAUCAGGGCACACUGAUCAUCAGUGCCCUGAUGAUUAGUAUAGCCCCAGCAGUGCCACCUGCCAGUGUCCUUCAGUGCCAGCUGUCAAUGCUCAUCAGUGCCACCAAUGCCACAUAUCAGUGCCCAUCUGAGCUGCCUUUCAGUGUCACCCAUCAGUGCCAGUCAGUGCCACCUAUCAAUGCCAAUCAGUGCUGCCAGUCAGUGCCACCUAUCAGUGCCAUAUAUCAGUGCUGCCUUUCAGUGCCCAUCAGUGAUGCCUGUCAAUGCCCAUCAGUG